Messenger RNA from Phasianus colchicus (ring-necked pheasant), 6893 nucleotides. NCBI's taxonomy places the organism in Eukaryota, Metazoa, Chordata, Aves, Galliformes, Phasianidae. The record is from RefSeq and is a predicted model, not a curated record.
UCUCACUUGCAGUGGACAUGGCAGAGUGCAUCUCCAAGCCUCCCUCCACCUGGCCCAUGGGCCCACAGCCCCCCAACACCUCCACUGCCUGCCCACUAGAACCUGUGAAUAUGGGGGUCUCAGAGCAGCAAAUGCCACUGGAGCAGCUCCCAUCCUCCCCAGAGCUGGGCGAAGAUGAGGAAGUCACCUCCCCGCCAGAUCCUGAUGUUCCCUAUCCUGACUUGGCCCCGGUCGUCUUCUUUUGCUUGAAGCAGACUACCAGCCCACGGAGCUGGUGCAUCAAAAUGGUGUGCAACCCUUGGUUUGAGUGUGUCAGCAUGAUGGUGAUUUUGCUAAACUGUGUCACCCUGGGGAUGUACCAACCGUGUGAGGAUAUGGACUGCCUUUCUGACAGGUGUAAAAUCUUGCAGGUAUUUGAUGAUUUCAUCUUCAUCUUCUUUGCAAUGGAAAUGGUGUUAAAGAUGGUGGCCCUGGGGAUCUUUGGCAAGAAGUGUUACCUUGGAGAUACCUGGAACCGCCUGGAUUUCUUCAUUGUCAUGGCUGGGAUGGUGGAGUACUCUCUGGAUCUCCAAAACAUUAACUUGUCUGCAAUCCGUACUGUCCGCGUCCUGAGACCCCUGAAAGCUAUCAACCGUGUGCCUAGCAUGCGCAUCCUUGUGAAUUUGCUCCUGGACACCUUGCCCAUGCUGGGGAACGUCCUCCUGCUCUGCUUCUUUGUCUUCUUCAUCUUCGGCAUCAUCGGGGUGCAGCUGUGGGCUGGGCUGCUCCGCAACCGCUGCUUCAUGGAGGAGAACUUCACAAUACAAGGUGACGUUGUCCUGCCCCCAUAUUAUCAGCCUGAGGAAGAUGAUGAGAUGCCCUUUAUCUGCUCACUGUCAGGAGACAAUGGAAUCAUGGGUUGUCAUGAGAUCCCACCCCUGAAGGAACGGGGCCACGAGUGUUGUCUGGACAAAGAUGAUUAUUAUUACUACAACUCAGUCCGGCAAGAGUUCAACGUCAGUGGCAUGUGUGUCAACUGGAACCAGUACUAUAACGUGUGCCGUACAGGCAAUGCCAAUCCGCACAAGGGUGCCAUCAACUUUGACAACAUUGGGUAUGCCUGGAUUGUGAUAUUUCAGGUGAUCACACUGGAAGGGUGGGUGGAGAUCAUGUACUAUGUGAUGGAUGCCCAUUCAUUCUACAAUUUUAUCUACUUUAUCUUGCUGAUAAUUGUGGGCUCCUUCUUCAUGAUCAAUCUGUGCCUGGUGGUCAUCGCCACACAGUUCUCAGAAACAAAGCAGAGGGAGCACCAGCUUAUGCAGGAGCAGCGGGCCCGAUACCUCUCCUCCAGCACCGUUGCCAGCUACAUGGAGCCCGGAGACUGCUACGAGGAGAUCUUCCAGUACGUCUGCCACAUCAUGCGCAAAGCUAAACGCCGCACCCUUGGGCUGUACAACAGCAUACAGAGCCGGCGCCAGGGCCACACGGAGCCGAGUGAUGCCCAGCGAGGUGCCAACAGGAAAAAACAGAGGCACUACAGUAAGGAUUGCACGGGAAUUUGCCAACAGCACAACCCUCUUGACUGCCCUCCUCAAGGCUUGGUCCAGCCCAUUGCUGUGACAGCAACCUCUGAUCUCACCAACUGCCCCCGAUGCCAUAGGGGGGAACAUGACACAUCCCGAAGGCUGUCUGUCCUGGACAGUGCUGACUCAGACCAGGAAGAUGGAGGAGACAGUGAAGCGGAGGGAGAAGGCUGCAGAGAUAACCAGAGUGCCUCAGCGCUGGAGAAAGAGGAAGAAGAGGUGGAGGAAGGUGGGAGGAUGAAGCUCUGUAACGACAUGUGGCGGGAAGUUAGGUUGAAGCUUAGAGGGAUCGUGGACAGCAAGUACUUCAACCGUGGGAUCAUGAUCGCGAUCCUUGUGAACACUAUCAGCAUGGGCAUCGAGCACCACGAGCAGCCAGAGGAACUGACCAACAUCUUGGAGAUCAGCAACGUUGUCUUUACAAGCAUGUUUGCCCUGGAGAUGAUCCUGAAACUUGCUGCCUUUGGCCUCUUUGAUUACCUUCGCAACCCCUACAAUAUCUUUGACAGUAUCAUCGUCAUCAUCAGCAUCUGGGAGAUCAUUGGUCAGUCGGAUGGGGGCCUCUCGGUGCUGAGGACAUUCCGUCUCCUGCGUGUGCUGAAGUUGGUACGUUUCAUGCCUGCAUUGCGCCGCCAGCUCGUGGUGCUGAUGAAGACUAUGGACAACGUAGCCACCUUCUGCAUGCUUCUCAUGCUUUUCAUCUUCAUUUUCAGUAUCUUGGGAAUGCACAUUUUUGGUUGCAAGUUCAGCCUGAGGACGGAUACAGGUGAUACAGUUCCUGAUCGGAAAAAUUUUGACUCCCUUCUGUGGGCCAUUGUUACUGUCUUCCAGAUAUUAACCCAGGAGGACUGGAAUGUUGUACUCUAUAAUGGCAUGGCCUCCACAUCACCAUGGGCAUCCCUUUACUUUGUGGCUCUUAUGACAUUUGGCAAUUAUGUGCUCUUCAAUCUGCUGGUGGCCAUCCUCGUGGAGGGGUUCCAGGCUGAGGGUGAUGCCAACCGAUCAUACUCAGAGGAAGAUCAGAGUUCGUCAAAUAUGGAGGAGUUAGAUCAGUUCCAAGAGAUCCAGGAAGGCUCAGGUAUGAUAGCUCAAACUGUCUCAUUUGCUCACAUCUCAUUGCUGCUUAGUGGGAAGUCUGAAAGCAGAUUUGGCAGAAAAUUGGCUCCCAUCUCCAAGGCAGAACUUACUUUCGUUUUGAACUUAAUGUUUGUGGUGUUACAUGUGGAAAUUUUGGAGCUGAACUGGCAUCCUGAGAAAAAUCCCAAGCUUUGUGCAAUUUCUGUGACACCAAAUGGCCACUUGGACCCAUCUUUGCCCUCUUCCAAUGCCCCAGUGGCUGCUGGGGGAGUCUCCAACUCCUCACGCAACUCCUUGCAGCCUGACCAGAUUCGUGUUGCUGUUGGCUCCCGGAAGAGCAGUGUGAUGUCCCUGGGGAGAAUGAACUAUGAUCAGCGAUCUUUGUCCAGCUCUCGCAGUUCCCACUAUGGUGCCUGGGGCCGCAGCGGGGCCUGGGGGAGCCGUCGUUCCAGCUGGAACAGCCUGGCCCGAGGACACAGCCUGAAGCACAAACCUCCCUCUGCUGAGCACGAGUCCCUCCUGUCCGGGGAGAGGCACAGGACAGGAGACAGGGAGCUGGAUGGAGCAGAGAGAGUGUUUCACCACCGCCGGACGCUCUCUCUGGACAACAAAGGCUCCUGUGACCUGCUAGAGUUGGCCUCCAUCCCAUCUGGCCACAGAGGGACCUGUAGGCCAGGGACAACGUCAGGGGGCAGUGAGCAUCAAGACUGCAAUGGCAAAAUGCCCAGUAUUGCGAAAGAGAUCUUCCCAAAAAUGAACAACCGCAAGGAACGGGGAGAGGAUGAUGAAGAGAUAGACUACAGCCUGUGUUUUCGCAUCCGGAAGAUGAUGGAAGUCUAUAAGCCAGACUGGUGUGAGUUACGGGAAGACUGGUCCAUAUAUCUCUUCUCUCCACAAAACAGGUUUCGCCUCCUCUGCCAAACCAUCAUUGCUCACAAACUCUUUGACUACGUUGUGUUGGCCUUCAUAUUCCUGAAUUGCAUCACCAUUGCUCUAGAGAGACCGCAGAUUGAACACAGAAGCACGGAGAGAAUCUUUCUCACUGUGUCCAACUACAUUUUCACAGCAAUUUUUGUAGCUGAGAUGACACUGAAGGUGGUCUCUCUAGGCCUGUAUUUUGGGGAUCAAGCUUAUCUUCGCAGCAGUUGGAAUGUCCUGGAUGGCUUCUUGGUCUUCGUGUCUCUCAUCGACAUUGUGGUCUCAGUGGCUUCUGCUGGCGGUGCCAAAAUCCUAGGGGUGCUGCGGGUCCUCCGGCUGCUGCGCACCUUACGGCCACUCCGAGUCAUCAGCCGAGCCCCUGGCCUCAAGCUGGUGGUGGAGACACUCAUUUCUUCCCUCAAGCCCAUAGGAAACAUUGUCCUCAUCUGCUGCGCUUUCUUCAUCAUCUUUGGCAUCCUGGGUGUACAGCUCUUCAAGGGCAAGUUCUACCACUGCCUAGGGGUUGACAUCAGGAACAUCACCAACCGGUCUGACUGCGUGGCUGCCAACUACAAGUGGGUGCACCACAAGUACAACUUCGACAACCUGGGACAGGCCCUGAUGUCUCUCUUUGUACUGGCUUCCAAGGAUGGCUGGGUCAAUAUUAUGUAUAAUGGACUAGAUGCUGUGGCUGUUGACCAGCAGCCAGUGACCAACAACAACCCCUGGAUGCUCCUCUACUUCAUCUCCUUCCUCCUCAUUGUCAGCUUCUUCGUGCUCAACAUGUUUGUGGGGGUAGUGGUGGAGAACUUCCACAAAUGCCGACAGCACCAGGAGGCCGAGGAGGCCCGCCGGCGAGAGGAGAAGCGCCUGCGGCGCCUGGAGAAGAAGCGAAGGAAGGCGCAGCGUUUGCCGUACUAUGCUACCUACUGCCCCAUACGCCUCCUUAUCCAUUCGGUCUGCACGAGCCACUAUUUGGACAUCUUCAUCACUUUCAUCAUCUGCCUCAACGUGGUCACCAUGUCCUUGGAGCACUACAACCAACCUGUGUCCCUGGAGACCGCUCUUAAAUACUGUAACUACCUGUUCACCACUGUGUUUGUGUUGGAGGCAGUUCUGAAGCUGGUGGCCUUUGGUCUGCGUCGAUUCUUCAAGGACAGGUGGAACCAGCUAGAUCUGGCCAUUGUGCUGCUGUCUGUCAUGGGCAUUACACUGGAAGAGAUUGAAAUCAAUGCGGCUCUUCCAAUUAACCCCACUAUCAUCAGGAUCAUGAGAGUGCUGCGCAUCGCCCGUGUUCUGAAGUUGUUGAAGAUGGCCACUGGAAUGCGAGCACUGCUGGAUACAGUCGUUCAAGCCUUACCACAGGUGGGGAACCUUGGACUGCUUUUCAUGCUCCUCUUUUUCAUCUAUGCUGCUCUAGGAGUGGAGCUCUUUGGAAAACUGGUAUGCAACGAUGAGAACCCCUGUGAAGGCAUGAGCCGUCAUGCUACCUUUGAGAACUUUGGGAUGGCUUUCCUUACACUCUUCCAGGUGUCCACGGGAGACAAUUGGAAUGGAAUCAUGAAGGAUACCUUACGCGACUGCAGCCAUGAUGACCGGAGCUGCCUCAGCAACCUGCAGUUCAUCUCCCCACUGUACUUUGUCAGCUUUGUGCUCACAGCCCAGUUUGUCCUCAUCAAUGUGGUGGUAGCUGUUCUCAUGAAACAUCUGGAUGACAGCAACAAGGAAGCCCAGGAGGAUGCAGAGAUGGAUGCUGAGAUUGAGCUGGAAUUUGCGCAUGGACUGUGCUCCCGCAAGUCAGGCUCCUCCAAAUCAAGGCAGGGAAAAGGAACAGGAACAGGAGGCAGUGGUGGGAGAACAGAGCCUGAAGGACGUAUGUGCACGAGAUGCUACUCUCCUGCCCAGGAGAACUUAUGGCUGGACAGUGUCUCUUUAAUUAUUAAGGACUCCUUCGACGGGGAGUUAAUGAUCAUCGAUAACCUAUCGGGCUCCGUCUUCCAUCAUUACUCCUCGCCGGCCAUGUGCGAGAAGUGUAACCAUGACAAGCAAGAGGUCCAGCUGGCUGAAAUGGAAGCAUUAUCCCUCAAUUCAGACAAGUCCUCUUCCAUCCUUCUAGGAGAUGAGUCAGAUAAUCGCAGCACCUAUCAGCUGAGUCCUAAGGAGACCAAGGACGGCCAGGACAGCCCUGACUCCACUGAGGCAGGAGAUCUAGGGGAAUGCUUGCUUCCAAUAUCCAGCACAGAUGGCUCCACAAACCCAGACAGUUACCUGUGUGAAAUAGAGAAAACUCCUUUCAACUCAGUCCAGUCUUGGCUAAAGCAUGAAGGUACCAAAGUCCCUUCCAGCCCCUUUUCUCCAGGUGCAUCCUGCCCUCUGUUACCUGUACCAGCAGAAUUUUUCCAUCCAGCCAUCUCUGCUGCCCAGACAGGGCCUGAGAAAGUCUCGUGUGCACAUAACCUUCCUAAGAUCUCUCUGCAAGGCUCAUGGGCAUCACUGAGAUCUCCAAGCGUGAACUGUUCACUUCUUCACCAGGCUCCUGAGAGCGACACAUCACUGGACAGUCGGAGCAGCAGCUCGGCGGGCAGCCUGCAAACCACACUGGAGGACAGCCUCAACCUCAGUGAUUCUCCCCAGUGUACCCUGGACCUCCCAGUGGCCCUGUGCCCCAUGCCGGCUGCUGGCGACCAAAGACCCCUGGCAGCCCCCCUGUCCCCCACCUCCCGUCGCCGCAGCCUACGGGGCCGGGGGCUCUUCACCCUGCGCAGCAUCCGUCGGCACCAGCGCAGCCACAGCAGUGGUGGGAGCACCAGCCCUGGUUGCACCCACCAUGACUCCAUGGACCCUUCGGAUGAGGAGGGGGCAGGAAGCAGUUUGCGGGGCGGAGGCAACAACAGCGAGCCCUCGGAGACCCUCAGCAGCCUCUCGCUGACCUCCCUUUUCUCGCCUCCGCCGCCGGGGCUGACGCUGGGGAAGAAGUGCAGUAGCACCAGCAGCCUCCACGCCAGCCCUUCGCUCCGCCGCCCCGCUGCCCACCACACCAAGCCCUUCUACACCGUUGAUCCCAAGGGCUUCCUCUCCAUGCCCUCCUGGGUGACGGACUUCUGCAAGGACACCCCUCCGCCAGUGCAAGGAGCAGAGCCCGACGGCCCCAGCAGACUGGGGACAGGGGAAUGCGGCUCCCCGCUGCCGUCCGAGCUGGAGCUGGGCGAUGGGGUCAGCAAGAGGAACAGAUGAGGGUCUCUGGGGCGUGGGGUGUGCAGAGUCUUUGGCCACCGGCACGGGGAGCACAUUUUGGCAGCUGCUCCCCAGCAGCGAUUCCAAAGGAUUUGGGGGAAA